This is a messenger RNA of Kuraishia capsulata CBS 1993, 552 nucleotides long. RefSeq lists its product as uncharacterized. Lineage: Eukaryota; Fungi; Ascomycota; Pichiomycetes; Pichiales; Pichiaceae. Gene Ontology annotation, cellular component: nucleus. The transcript has a single exon. The record is from RefSeq and is a predicted model, not a curated record. Gene Ontology annotation, biological process: double-strand break repair via homologous recombination; double-strand break repair via single-strand annealing; mitotic recombination. Bases 1 to 552 code for a protein of 183 amino acids.
AUGGUGACAUAUUUUCCUGAAUAUGACUUUGAGGCUGAAUUCAACGAUUUCUCCAAGAAACCAGUCACGAAUUGGGCUUCAAGCAGAAUAGGAGCGUAUGCCGCUAAACUCGAUGCGGCUCAUUUGGAGUAUCCAAGAAACCGAUUCAAUCCUGGGAAAACGGUCCCUUUGCACAAACUCAUGGAGAUAGCGAAUGAUUCCUUUGGAUUUGAUGGGUGGUCAAGAUCGAUAUGUGACAUGGAAGUGGAGAUCAAUUCAGGAAGGCGAAUCGGCGAUACUCAUGACGAUGCUCCCACCGAUGGCAAUGGCAGUGACGGAAGCGAACUGGAAUUCGAUAUAGCAGUUUCAGCGACAAUCAAAGUCACUCUCAAAGACGGAACCUAUAAUGAAGCUCAGGCGAUUGCAAAAAGUCACACAAAUUCUAAGAUUAUGGCCAUAGAACGAUGCAAGAGACAGGCACUCUCAGACGCUACCAGAUUUUGUUUCGAGGGGUUCACCACGAUGAUCCUGACGCACCAAGAGCGUCUCAAGGCAGGCUACUACGGCAGGUGA